This is a messenger RNA of Lytechinus pictus (painted urchin), 1288 nucleotides long. RefSeq lists its product as uncharacterized. The transcript is spliced from 8 exons. The coding region runs from base 44 to 937 and encodes 297 amino acids. The record is from RefSeq and is a predicted model, not a curated record. Lineage: Eukaryota; Metazoa; Echinodermata; Echinoidea; Temnopleuroida; Toxopneustidae.
AAUUUUUUACUGCAGUCUGCAUGCGACCGCUUAGUUGGUGUUGAUGAUGGAGAGGCUCCUAAAUAAGUGGGGAUUAGGUGGUUUAGUUGCUGUGUUUGAAGAGAAUGGUAUAGAUGAUCAUGCCUUUAAACAUUUGGAGGAGGAUAAAGAUGCCAUAAAGUUGUUGAUUCCGAAGUUAGGAGAGAGGAUAAAAUUUCUUCUACACUACAGACCAUACAUAAAACAACUUCAGGGAGAAAAUGCUGAUGCAGAACUAUCUGAAAAGGAACUAGAACCAGGGGAAGUGUGUGAAUCUGUGGCAGAAAAGUCAACAAAUAGAUGGAUAAGAAAGGAAGCUGUGAAGGUACCUGAUAAGACAAUGAUGUCUAGUGAUGUAGCAAUGCUUUCAUCUGAUAGUGACUCAGCCAAGGGAGAAAUUAGUGCAGGACCAGCAAAGAAACCAAAAACAGAAACGAGUGGACCAGCUAAGAAACCAAAAACAGAAAUGAGUGGACCAGCAAAGAAGCCAAUUGUGAAGAUGUCCAAGACACCAUAUGAAUUUGACAUAAGUGCUGUUCUGGAAAAGGCUGCUGGUGGCCAGUCCAUUCUCGGUGAACUUGAAGAAGGUGGACCACAGAGUGCCUCUAACAGACGAAGAAUGGUGAGAAUAGUUGUAUCCCACCUCAUGGAGAAAUAUGGAGACAAACCAUCAGCUGAACAGAAGGUGGGCAUGGCAAUAUCCAUGAUUCAACAAUUUCCAGCACUGAAAGAUGUUGAAGGACCUGGUUAUGAAGCAUGGUAUACACCAGCAGUAGAGGGUGAACAUGCAAAGGGCUUCAUCGAAGAAAGGUUGAAAAAUGUGAGAAAGAGAAUGCCAAAGCAAGGGUGGACAUCUUUGGAACCUUCAAGUUCAAGUGAGGAGAACCAGAAAGAACCAUCAACCAAGGAAAAAAUUUGAAGAACUAAAAUCUAAAGAAAAAGAUAUGGAGCCGGAGAACUUGGAAGAAAUGAAGCAAUGGCUUCAACAUAAUAAUAGCCCUAUCCCUAAAGUGGUGGAAUUCAUGAAGAAGACUGCACUGAAAAGACAAGAAGAAAUUCACUCAGAGAAGAAAUCUACCGUGCAUGACAUCGAGUUGCAAUGGCCUCGACUCUUUGAUGUCCCUAACAUGGUAUGGGGUAACUUUUGUUUUCUUGGUUUAUGUCAAAAGUACAGUAAAGCAUUAAUUCUUGAGGUGUGCUUCUCAAAAACCCAAAUAAAAUUCCUCAUUGAUCUUUUUUGCCUGCCAGGACCAGUAACAAAAGUCUACCA